This is a messenger RNA of Micromonas commoda, 1614 nucleotides long. RefSeq lists its product with no specific name. The transcript has a single exon. Bases 1 to 1614 code for a protein of 537 amino acids. Gene Ontology annotation, cellular component: CCR4-NOT core complex; P-body. NCBI's taxonomy places the organism in Eukaryota, Viridiplantae, Chlorophyta, Mamiellophyceae, Mamiellales, Mamiellaceae. Gene Ontology annotation, biological process: nuclear-transcribed mRNA poly(A) tail shortening; regulation of DNA-templated transcription. The record is from RefSeq and is a predicted model, not a curated record.
AUGUUGAACGGGCAGAACAACUACCAGACUGCCCCUCCCGGCGGCGGCGGGUUCCCCCUCGUGGGCUCCCACGGCAACAUGCAGGGCAUGCAGUACGGGAUGGGCCCCGGCCGGGGUCCCGGCGGGAUGCAGGGCGCGCCCCAGGCUCGGGGCCAGUUCAUGGGCGGCAUGCAGGGCGGCAUGCAGGGCGGCGGCAUGGGCAACCCGCCCGGUGUCUUCAACGCGCAGGCGCAGAUGAACGGCGGGCUCGGGCUCGGCGGUGCGCCCCCCGGCUUGGGCGGUUCCCCGGGUGGCGCGCGAGCCAGCAUGGACCGCACCGGCAGCGGCGGCCAGCUGCUCGCGCGCCAGGGCAGCAUGCCGGGCGCCGCGAACGGCGGGAUGAUGGGUCCCAACGCCGGCGCGGGGCCUCGCGGGAUGAUGGCCGGCGGCGGAUCCUUCGGCGGGGGCGGCGGCGGCGGCAUCCCGGGUCCGCGGGGAUCGGGGCCCGAUUUACUCGCCAUGAUCAACAAGGGCGGGGCGGGUUCACCCUUCGGCGCGCAGGGCGGCAUGGGCAUGGGCGGCAUGGGCGAGGACCAGACUCCGUUCGACAUGUCCGAGUUCCCCAGCCUCGGCGGCCCGCCACCCGGCGCGCGCGGUGGUUUGGGCGGGCAGCCCGGCGCGCAGGGCGCAUUCGGCGGCAUGGGCCCCGGGCAGGGCGGAGUCUUCGGCGGGAUGGACGGAAUGGGAUCGAUGGGCGACGGAUACGGCGCGAUGGCGCUGCAGAAGCCACACCCGGAGUUCACCAUCCAGAACGAGGACUUCCCCGCGCUUCCCGGCGCUCCCGGCGGGGGCGGCGGCGGCGGCGGGGGCGCGAGCAAAGGCGGCGGCGGACCCGCGCUGGGUCAGCCCGGCCCCUUUGCGCAGGGUCCCCAGGGCGGUAAGCUCGACCUCAACGGGCCGAUGGGCGGCGGCGCGCCGUACGAGUUUGGCGGCGGCAAGGGAUCGGGCGGCGGCAAGGGCGUCGGCGGCGGUCAGAUGGCCGCCGCGACGGACCGCUUCGGCCUCCUCGGGCUCCUCGGCGUCAUCCGAAUGUCCGACCCGGAUCUCACCACGCUCGCGCUCGGCACGGACCUCACCACCCUCGGCCUGAACCUCAACUCCCCGGAGCCCCUGUACAAGACGUUCGGGUCCCCGUGGGCGGACACCCCGCCGCGGCCCGAGGUUGAGCUCCUGUUGCCGGCGUGCUACAGCGUGCCAGUCGCGGGGGUGAGGCCGGCGGUGUUCCAAAAGUUUCAGCAGGAGACGCUCUUUUACGUCUUUUACUCCAUGCCUGGGGACGAAUCGCAGCUCUUCGCGGCUGACGAGCUGUGCGCCCGCGGGUGGGGUUUCCACAAGGAGCUGAAGGCUUGGAUCAUGCGCGUCGCGGGCACGGAGCCGGUGAUGAAGAGCGAGCGGGGCGAGCGGGGAUCGUUUUGGAUCUUCGACGUCAUGAGCUGGGAGCGGAUCCGAAAGGAUAACUUCAACCUGCAGUACGAUCAGCUCGAGGCGAGGCCCGAGACCGGCGACAAGGGCGCGGGAGGUAAGGAGACCAAGCCCCCGGCGGGCGGGCUCCUCACCGCAUCCGCGGGCAAGUGA